Molecule: messenger RNA, 254 nt
Organism: Schistosoma bovis
Lineage: Eukaryota; Metazoa; Platyhelminthes; Trematoda; Strigeidida; Schistosomatidae
Source: the annotation of a GenBank genome assembly
GUAGUGAUGAAUUUCCACCGACAAUUUCUGUUUCAUGGAUCAAUGUGAAUGAUAAUGACUUACCAUGGAAAUAUACACCACCAAGUAGAAAUAGUUUUAGUAAUGGUAUUCGACGAUCAUCAUCAUUUUUCCGUAGUUUUAAUCAAAGGUCUUCAUCAUUCAAUACAUCACGUACAGAGAUGAUGCCAUCAAUGCCAGUAUUACCUACAUUGAAUUAUUUGAUUUUUACCAUUGACCGGUCAUUAUCCGGUUAA